Carica papaya (papaya) is the source of this 2007-nucleotide messenger RNA. The record is from RefSeq and is a predicted model, not a curated record. Lineage: Eukaryota; Viridiplantae; Streptophyta; Magnoliopsida; Brassicales; Caricaceae.
UUCUCUCUCUCAAUCUAAUCAACUACUUGUAGUAGUAGCCAAUAUAUAUCUAUCCCCUCUUCUCUUUUCCUCGAUUUGAUCGUUCCUCUUUCUCUCUUCUCUCUCUCUCUCUCUCUUUCUUUCUUGUUCUUCCUCUUCUAUCCAUAAAAAAUAUUCUCUCUCUGUAUUUUUCUUUUCUUUGCCAGUAAUGGCAGUGCAUCAGUGCCAGUGCAAGAAAAAAGGGAGAGAGUUUUCAUCGGGAAGGUAAACUCUUUUUCUUCUCUCCAUCUCACAAACCCAUCAUCGACCUCUUCUUCUUCUUCUUCUUCUCCUCAUCUUUCUCUCUCUUUCUCGCGUGCCAUCUUAUUAAAUUAAGCCUGAAAUCUCUUUCUUUUCAUCUCUAUCACCUAGUUGUCGUUGCAGAAAAUAGAAGUUGAAAAGGAGAUAAAUACAUAGUUAGAGAGAGAGAGAAAGAAAGAAAAAACCAUUUUCCAAUGGAAAUCUGAGCAGGCUUUAGUUUAAUACUCCAUUGUACAGAGAACUGACUCUUCUGUUAUCUCUCUCUAUCACUGUUUAGUAUUUUCUUUUCCUGUAAAAAGAACUGAUUCUUGAAGCUUAAAACCCGGGAGGGAGCUGGAGAUCCAACAAGUUUUAGGCUAAAAGAAGAUUGCGUAGGAGAGAGAGGUAAAGUAAACUCAACAAGAAAAGCUAUACCUAAGAAAAGUGAUAAAGAGAAAAGAAGGGAAGAAAGAGGUACAUGGGCAAUUACAAUGGUGGGUUUUAUAUAGGCAUAUAUAGCAGAGACAAAGUGAAAAACAACUAGGAAAAGCAGAAAGGAGAAAAGAGAAAAUUUAGACAGAGAUAAUGGAGAGUGGUUCUAAUAGCACUUCUUCUAUGAUGGCUUUUGGAGACAAUAGUAAUGGACUAUCCCCUAUGAUGAUGAUGCCCAUCAUGACUACUACCCCUUCCCAUCAUCAUCAUCAUCAUCAUCAUCAUCAUGGUCAUGGUCAUGACCAUCAACAUCAUGCUAAUGCAGACUCAAAUACCCUAUUUUUUCCUCCUCAUCAAGACCAGAACCGCAAUAGCAGCAGUGGUUCUUCUCUGAUUCUCGACGAGCAGCACAACAACAACAGCAACGCAGGGUGUUAUUUCAUGGAGAGCAACAACGAUGGCGGAGCAGUCAGUGCUUGCUCUUCUUCUGUUAAGGCUAAGAUCAUGGCUCACCCUCACUACCACCGUCUCUUGGCUGCUUAUGUCAAUUGUCAGAAGGUUGGGGCACCACCCGAGGUGGUGGCUAGGUUAGAAGAAGCAUGCGCAUCGGCAGCUACAAUGGGUCCGGCCGCCGGCGCUGUCUGCAUCGGCGAAGAUCCGGCGCUUGACCAGUUCAUGGAGGCUUACUGCGAGAUGCUGACAAAGUACGAGCAAGAACUCUCUAAACCAUUCAAGGAAGCCAUGGUUUUUCUUCAAAGGGUCGAGUGUCAAUUCAAAUUCAUAAUGCAAUCAGGUUGUGGUGACGGAAUUGAUAGGAAUGGGUCAUCUGAAGAAGAGGUUGAUGUUAACAAUGAGUUCAUUGAUCCUCAAGCGGAAGACCGGGAGCUUAAAGGUCAGCUUUUGCGUAAGUACAGUGGGUAUUUAGGUAGCCUUAAGCAGGAAUUCAUGAAGAAGAGGAAGAAGGGAAAGCUUCCCAGAGAAGCCAGACAACAGCUGCUGGAUUGGUGGAGCAGACAUUACAAAUGGCCAUACCCUUCGGAGCAACAGAAGCUCGCCCUUGCAGAAUCAACGGGGCUGGAUCAGAAGCAGAUAAACAACUGGUUCAUCAAUCAACGAAAACGUCACUGGAAGCCAUCGGAGGACAUGCAGUUUGUCGUAAUGGAUGCUACCCAUCCUCACUACUACAUGGACAAUGUGUUGGGUAAUCCCUUUCCCAUGGAUAUCACCCCCACACUGCUCUGAGGAUUCAUAAUUACUCACCAUGUUUCCCUCACCUUAUGUUAUAUCUAUGUAUAUCUUAAUUUUUAUAUAUUGUUG